AGAGAAAAAAUAAGGGCAGGGUUACUUUUCAGGUGUAGCCGGUUUAGGACAAUUUUGUGCCUGGCAAUAAAUGAGUCACCAUCCCAGGGGUCCUUCUUCUCCUCCAUAAACAGUAAACAGACGCAGCUUUCGCCUCGUCACGUGACUGAUUAAAGGGAGGCGCGCGUGGUUUGAGAGCGGAGUGACUUGGGAUUGUUUGAUCAGGAACACACGCGCUAAUGGACGAUGACGAGGAGACUUAUCGAUUAUGGAAAAUUCGUAAGACCAUAAUGCAGCUCUGCCAUGAUCGGGGGUUUCUGGUGACCCAGGACGAGCUGGACCAGACCUUGGAUGAGUUCAAGGCUCAGUUCGGGGACCGUCCCAGCGAGGGCCGACCCAGACGGACCGAUCUCACGGUUCUGGUCGCUCACAACGACGACCCCACCGACCAGAUGUUUGUUUUCUUCCCAGAGGAGGUGAAAGUGGGCAUCAAGACCAUAAAGAUGUACUGCCAGCGGAUGCAGGAGGAAAACAUCGCGCGCGCCAUUAUCGUGGUCCAGUCGGGCAUGACCCCAUCUGCUAAACAGUCUUUGGUGGACAUGGCACCGAAAUACAUCCUGGAACAGUUUCUCCAGCAAGAGCUGCUAAUAAACAUCACAGAGCACGAGUUGGUCCCUGAACACAUCGUGAUGACGCGAGACGAAGUGACCGAGCUUCUGGCCAGAUAUAAACUCAAGGAGAGCCAGUUACCCAGAAUUCAGCCUGGAGAUCCAGUGGCGCGAUACUUCGGCCUGAAACGAGGGCAGGUGGUGAAGAUCAUCCGGUCCAGCGAGACGGCUGGACGAUACAUCACAUACAGACUCGUACAGUAAACUUUAUCAAGAUUUAAUUUUUCUGUAAGGCUUUUCAUGGCCGUCUCAUGGUUUAUAAUGGGCAAUUCUUCCGAGAUGGACGGCAAAAAUUUAUUUAAUUUCCCUAAAACUCGAAUCUUGGAUUAUGUUUGUUAGUAAAAAUCAAAAAAUAAAUCAACUUUUGUUUAAGGAAUGGUUUUAUUACGGUGUUGUGAAUAUUUGAACGCAUCCAUGGCACAAAAAUAGUUAAACCCCAACUGCAAAUAUAGUAGAUUUAUUGGAUAUAAAUGUUUUCUUGAAAUAUAUACAGUUUGGGAAUGACACGAUGGUUUUGACUUCAGUCAUGUGGUUAGAGAGAACAUGUUCAGAUGAAACAAACAUCUUCAUAUCAGUAAUGAAAUGACACACGAUUACAAAUAAAGCAUAUGUUUGAGAGAGAAAUGUCACAUGCGCAUUAAAGCCAGCACUGACCAGCAGCGCGGCUGUUAGUUCAACAUAACCGUAACAUUUACGCUCUUCUGUCAUUAAACAAAGAAAAAAAUCCAGUGCAUAGAUGAAACUAUAAUAAAUACAAAUAUUAAAAGUUCCUAUAUAUUCCUAUCACGAUAUAUAUGGAGACUUUUUAAUAUCUACACACCUUGAAAUUGUGUUAUUAAAUAAUAAAUGGCAUAUAUGUUUGUAUUCCAGUUCUUUAUGGUUUAUGCAGACUACUGCACUGAUGCAUUGUUAUAUUGAAUAAAGAGACGCGUUAUAUAAGCAUCCAGUCCAUAUUAGCCAAUAUUUGAAACUACACUGAUCUCACUUCUACAGUCAGAGGUCAUAAUCAGUCAAAACCCUCUUAAAGGGAUAG
Pimephales promelas (fathead minnow) is the source of this 1680-nucleotide messenger RNA. It is a transcript of the gene polr2ea, whose product is annotated as RNA polymerase II, I and III subunit E, a. Gene Ontology annotation, biological process: transcription by RNA polymerase II; tRNA transcription by RNA polymerase III; transcription elongation by RNA polymerase I. NCBI's taxonomy places the organism in Eukaryota, Metazoa, Chordata, Actinopteri, Cypriniformes, Leuciscidae. The record is from RefSeq and is a predicted model, not a curated record. Gene Ontology annotation, cellular component: RNA polymerase II, core complex; RNA polymerase I complex; RNA polymerase III complex. Gene Ontology annotation, molecular function: DNA binding.